Messenger RNA from Nicotiana tabacum (common tobacco), 1848 nucleotides. NCBI's taxonomy places the organism in Eukaryota, Viridiplantae, Streptophyta, Magnoliopsida, Solanales, Solanaceae. The record is from RefSeq and is a predicted model, not a curated record.
UUUGAACUGUUGUAUUCUGUCACUGGAAAAGCUUGUCUUUACUUUUCAUUUUCAGAAAUCUAUAGGCAAAAGCUUCAGCAGCUUGUCGCUGAUGGAGAACUUAGUGAUGAGGACAUGAAGGCAUUGGAACGCCUGCAGGUCAUGCUUUGCGUUCCCAAGCAAACAGUUGAGGCGGCUCAUGCAGAUAUCUGUGGCAGUUUAUUUGAAAAGGUGGUUAAGGAAGCAAUUGCUGCUGGUGUAGAUGGUUAUGAUGCUGAAAUCAAAAAAUCUGUGAGAAAGGCAGCAUAUGGUUUACGGUUAACCAGGGAGGUUGCCAUGUCUAUUGCUAGUAAGGCAGUCAGAAAGAUUUUCAUCAGUUACAUUCAAAAGGCCCGAGGAUCUGGGAGCCGCACUGAACAAGCCAAAGAACUGAAAAAGAUGAUAGCCUUUAAUAGUUUGGUUGUGACUCAACUAGUUGCGGACAUCAAGGGUGAAUCGUCUGAUACACCACCAGAAGAGCCUCAAAAGGAGCAGGUUCAACAAACCGACGAGGAGGAUGGGGAGUGGGAGUCCUUGCAAUCACUAAGGAAAGUAAAACCCAGCAAGGACAAUUUGAGAAAGGAAAUCCAGACUGAGAUUUCUCUCAAGGAUGAUCUUCCGGAAAGAGACAGAACUGAUCUUUACAAGACAUACUUGCUCUUUUGUCUAACUGGGGAAGUUACUAGAAUUCCUUUUGGGGCCCAAAUCACCACAAAGAAGGAUGAUUCAGAAUAUGUUUUGUUAAGUCAACUUGGUAGCAUCCUUGGGUUGACUGAUAAGGAAAUUGUUGAAGUGCACCGAAGUCUAGCUGAGCAGGCUUUUAGGCAACAAGCUGAGGUGAUCUUAGCUGAUGGACAGCUAACCAAGGUCAGAAUGGAACAGCUUACUGAAUUGCAGAAGAAUGUUGGCUUGCCACCUCAGUAUGCCCAGAAUAUAAUAAAGAGCAUCACAACAACAAAACUGGCGGCAGCCCUUGAAACUGCUGUUGGUCAGGGAAGGCUGAGCAUUAAGGAGAUUAGAGAAUUGAAAGAAUCUUCAGUAGAUAUCAACACCAUGAUAUCUGACAGUUUACGUCAGAAUCUUUUCAAAAAGACAGUGGAUGAUAUCUUCUCAUCUGGUACUGGAGAGUUUGACGAAGUAGAGGUAUAUGAGAAUAUCCCAAAAGAUCUUAAUAUUAACGCUGAGAAGGCCAAAAAAGUUGUUCAUGAACUAGCUCGUAGCAGAUUAUUAAACUCGCUUAUUCAGGCUGUAUCCCUUCUGAGGCAGAAAAACCAUAAAGCAUUGGUUUCGUCUCUCAAUGAUUUGUUAGCUUGUGACAAGGCCGUUCCUUCGACCCCAUUAUCUUGGGAGGUGCCAGAAGAACUGGCUGAUCUUUUCAUCGUAUAUGCGAAGAGUGAUCCCACACCAGAUAAGUUGUCCAGGUUACAGUAUCUGUUAGGUAUUAGUGAUACAACAGCAGAAACUUUGAGAUCUAUGAAGGAUAGGGAACUACCAAAUGGGGUAGGGGAGGAAGAGUUUGUAUUUUGAUUCUCUUAUAGCUUCUGAUGAAUGUCUGAAUAUCAGGCUAGAGAGAGAGAGAGAGAGAGAGAGAGAGAUGGGCACUGGUAAUUUUUUCAUUUAAUGUAAUUGAGGUGUGUAUCUUUGUGCUUUAAGAUGUGAGCCAAAAAUGGUAGUAUCGUUUUUUUGGUAUUUAGUAACUGGUAGAGCAGUGUUAUGCUUUUUGAGUUUCUUUGUUGCUUAGUUACAAGUUGGACUCUCUUCUCCUUUCAGAAGGGGAAGGAAUUAAAAUGUACCAAUGAAAAGAUUUAAUGCAAGGCUUUUGUGUCUCAA